UAAAUUUGGGACCAAAUGACGUGGCGCUUCUCGAGCCUUCCACUGCCUGCGUGUUCGUUUCAGGGCCCUCCACGUGUCCUCCAACCUCAUUCCCACGAGCUUCGCACCUCCCUCUUUAAAUACGUGCUGGAAGCCCGCAAGCAAGGCAUCAGCAAUUCUUGCUUCUACGCUCGCUACCUCCUUCCCUUCCGAAGAGUAGAUUCGUUCGUAGUCCGUCACAGAGCUUACGCCGGUGAUUUUGAGCCGUCGAUCAUGGCUUCUGGGGCGAUGAGUUACUGGAGAACGAUGCUGAGUCGAAUCGGAGGCACUCGUGGGGUUUCGACGUCAGCACCGACGAUGACAAUUCCAGCCACGUUGGACGCCCCUUACCCCAAGAUAUGGACUAUGAAAGGGGAAUUCGUACCUGUGUAUGUAGCAUUGGGGAUGAUCGUACUGUCAUUGUCGUUCGGGGCUUACACAGCAAAGCAUCAGCUGUUGUAUGCUCCUAAUGUCUACGUAAGCAAGAAGAAGAGAGAGGAGGUGCCUGAGGUUGUGGAACCUGAUUACGUGGUAGAUGAAGCUGAUAAGUUCAUCACAAAGUCUUUCUUCAGGAAGGUGGCCCACAUCCAGGGCCCCAGCAAAGUCUACGUCGAAGCCAACCCGAUCCAAGGUGAUCCUUCCAAGAGCCCAAAACGUGCGUAGACAUUGAAAUCCGUCGGUGUGGAUCCUAUGGCUAUCUAAGCAGGCGAUUGUAAAUAUGAAAAAGACGGUUCUCAGGCAAACAGCUACUUCAUUUCUUACUUUUUCAUGUUGUUGUAACUAUUGUGUAAAGUGUAAUAACCCGUGCAUGAAUGCUGGCUUGAGACUCUACUUUCCCAA
This is a messenger RNA of Magnolia sinica, 858 nucleotides long. RefSeq lists its product as uncharacterized. Lineage: Eukaryota; Viridiplantae; Streptophyta; Magnoliopsida; Magnoliales; Magnoliaceae. The record is from RefSeq and is a predicted model, not a curated record. The transcript has 4 exons. The coding region runs from base 16 to 681 and encodes 221 amino acids.